CCUGUCUGUCUGACUGACUUCCAGUGCUCGUGCACGCCCCUCGCUCGCGCUCACCUGCGAGUUGUAUCACCUGAGCCCUCGAGCUCAAGUGUAGAGAAGCAGGAUGGCAAGAUAUAUUUACAUUUUUAUUCUGAUCCUGAUCCAUUGCGUCUUAUACAACGCCACAGAUCAGAUAUUAAAGAACUAUAAGGUGGUCAAACCUCAGCUAGUUCAUGAGCGUUGGAAGAGACAUUCAGAUAUCACACAAACACCUGAACAGGAAACACAUGCAGACAGUGUUAAAUACUCGAUCAACAUUAAUGGCAGUGAACGAUUACUACACCUUACAAAGAACACGGAAUUUUUAUCAAACAACUUUGUCAUGUUUACCCAGGAUGCAGAGAUGAACGUGAAAGUACACACAGAAAAACCUGUGCUCUGUCACUAUCAAGGAUACGUGGAGGGUUAUGAAGACUCUCUUGUUGCUCUCAGCACAUGUGACGGUCUCAGGGGUGUGAUUUUCUUAGGCAAUGAAAGCUACGGAGUGGAACCCGUCCCGCAUUCCCAAGCCAAUGAACAUCUCCUCUUUCUGUUGAAGGACAAUCGGCCAGACCCAUUUGUAUGUGGACUGGCCAAUGACAUUUCUCAGAGCGAGGACCACUCGCAGCAGCUUACCAUGUCUAUGUUUUUAAGGAAGAAACGAACAUUACCUCAAACCAAAUAUGUGGAGUUAGCCAUAGUUGUUGACCACCAGAGGUUUGUGCUUAAGAACCAGGACAAAUCUGCAGUGCAGGACGAGGUGGUCAACCUGGCAAACCUGCUAGAUACGUAUUACAAACCACUGAACAUUCGGAUAGCACUGACUGGUUUAGAGAUCUUUGACCUAGAAAAUCCCUUUAAUGUGGAGGGCACUGCUGGAGGAGUAUUGGGCAACUUUGUGAAGUGGAGAACCGAACAACUUUUACCUCGACUCAGGAAUGACGUGAGCCAGCUCAUUGUGGGUCGCUCAGGUGCAUACAGUGGAGGUGCGCUUGGCAUGGCUUUUGUAGGGACUGUAUGCUCCGCUCACAAUGGUGGUGCAAUCAAUGUGUUCAGCAAUAAAACUUCUCUGCAGUACUUCUCUACAAUAAUGGCUCAUGAGCUUGGUCAUAAUUUGGGCAUGAGCCAUGACACCAGUUACUGUUCAUGUAGUGGGACGAAGAGUUGUAUUAUGCUACCCACUGCCAGUGGAUCGACACUAUUUAGUAACUGCAGUGAUCAUUAUUUCGAGAAGCUGAUUUUGAAUGGAGGUGGGGCAUGUUUGAGGAACCAGCCCUCUGCAGGCCACAUCAUCACGACGCCAAAGUGUAUGAAUGGCAUUCUGGAGAGAGGAGAACAAUGUGACUGUGGUACUCCGGAGGAGUGCAAAAAUAAAUGUUGUGAUGCUGCCACAUGCACUCUUACGAAGAACUCUGCCUGUGCCAUGGGAACCUGCUGUCAAGACUGUCAGAUCUUGGUUUCGGGAUCACCUUGCAGACCUUCGGUGGACCCCUGCGACCUGCCGGAAUUUUGCAACGGAACGUCUGAGUUCUGUCCGUCUGAUUUCUACAUUAUGGACGGCCUGCCAUGUAUCAAUAACACUGCGUACUGUUAUGAGGGCCGCUGCCAGACCUUUGACUAUCAGUGCAAACAGCUUUUCGGCUCAGGCGCAAGGAAAGCAGAUGAUAAGUGUUUCAGUUACGUCAAUACGCAGGGUAAUCAGUUCGGGAACUGCGGAUACAGCGGAUCUAAAUAUACCCCUUGUGCUGUGAAGGACGCUAUGUGUGGGAAAAUCCAAUGCCUAUUUGACAGCAACAAACCUCCAGCAGGAGCCAUAGUCAGUGUACAGUCCAUAGAGGGAGACGGAGGUCAAAUCACGUGCAUGAACGCUGACUUCAACAUGGGUCCAGAUGUGCCAGACCCGGCCUACGUCGAAAUCGGUUCUGCCUGUAAUCCUGGAGAGAUGUGCUAUCACUUCACCUGUCAAAAUGCUUCAGUUUUGGAUCAGAGUAAGAAGUGUGAUGCCCGGAUAAACUGCAGCAAUAACGGAGUGUGUAAUGAUCAAUUCAACUGUCAUUGUGAUAAUGGCUGGGCUCCACCCAACUGUAACAAGGGAGGUAGAGGUGGAAGUAUUAACAGCGGCCCUGCACAGAUUGAUUACUCGCUGAGAAAUGGUCUCCUGAUCUUCUUUCUUCUGGUGGUGCCAGUUCUGGUGGUCUUAAUCGUUGUUUUGCUCUACGUGUUCAAACGGGACUGUUUCAGCCGUUGUUCCUGUGACCGCCCUUCCAAACGCAACAUGUCAUCUAAUGCAGCAAAUGGUGCGACGAAUGCCCAGCCAAAUGCACGGUCAAACGCCAACGCAGCAAGAACGUCAACCCCACAGUCAAGGACACAGCCAAAUACGCCAUCAUCAUAUGUAGUCAAUACCUCUGUAUCUCAUCCAAGACAAGGACCAGGAGCCCCCAAACCAAUCCCACCCAGACAGACACAAGUCGUAUGAUGUUGCACACUGUAUUGGUAUCUUGGAUUAUGAGUGAUGAUGGAUUAACUUCUCCUGGUGAAGUUGCCUUUGUCUGCCAAAUUUCUGUCCUCCAAAACUUUUGAAGCAGAUGAUGGUUAAAGGUAUUUGUUGUCUAAAGAAAUGUUUACACAGAUUUUAAUCAAUGCUUUUCUACUGUAUCUCCUUUAAACACAUAUGAAGGUUAGUAUGUUUCAGUGUGACUUUAAGGGAAGUUACGUCUUCAUGUAAACAUCUUCCUUGAGUUAAAGCACAUUAGUACACGCACUGUUCUGUGAGAAUCUAUUUUGAGUUAAUUUCAUCCAUUACUUUAUACAUUAGACAAUUGUUUUAUAACAUUCAUUGUCUUGCAUUUAUGUAAUGUGGAUAUGUGGUCAUUGUUAUUCUUUUUAUCUGCAUUGUAAAAUUGUACAAUUAUAAUGUUACCCAAAAGAUGUAUUUUAUUUGUUGUGUAUUGUCAGAAUCAGAAUAAUAAAAGAAAUUGUAUAUUUAUAUUGAAAAA
Misgurnus anguillicaudatus (oriental weatherfish) is the source of this 3017-nucleotide messenger RNA. NCBI's taxonomy places the organism in Eukaryota, Metazoa, Chordata, Actinopteri, Cypriniformes, Cobitidae. The record is from RefSeq and is a predicted model, not a curated record.